This is a messenger RNA of Macrobrachium nipponense, 2454 nucleotides long. RefSeq names its product liprin-beta-1-like. Bases 1 to 2454 code for a protein of 817 amino acids. NCBI's taxonomy places the organism in Eukaryota, Metazoa, Arthropoda, Malacostraca, Decapoda, Palaemonidae. Gene Ontology annotation, molecular function: RNA binding. The transcript has a single exon. The record is from RefSeq and is a predicted model, not a curated record.
AUGUUUACCACAAAAGCACUCAAAGCUGCUUGCAUCAAAGCAUUCUUCAUCGUUAUGAUCGGAUUGGCAGCCCUGAUCGCAGGGCUUCUCCUUAUUGCUCGUUUGGAAAGCGGUCUUUCGGACCAGCUUCUUGGUUGCGAGCAGCACUUCUUGGACCUCGAAGGACGAGUGAAAACUCACGACGUAUCCUUCGCGGGUAGACUUCUGAUCUCUCGUCUGUUUGAACUGGAACCCGUAUCUUCUUCUCCCGUUGUUGCCCUUGAUCGGAUUCUGUCCGCGUGCCCCUGGCUUGGCGGACUUUGGAAAUCCAGACGGAAUUUACAACGGUGCGAACUCAUGGUCCGAGGUCUAGAAGAGGAAUUAGAAAACACAGAAUCAAAACUUGGUAUUUUCCAAUUUAUUAAAACUCUUAUUAGCAAAAAGGUUGACUACUUAUGGAUGCACUCCGGCCUGUGUCUGACUUUGGCAGGAGGGUUGAUGGCGACUCUGUUACCCGGAAGGAAACGGAAGACUAAAUUGGAAGACGAAAAUCAGGAAGAAGAAACAGAAUGGUGGUCAAUGGACAGCUCUCUUGAUGGCACUGUUGUAACCGAGGACCUGGAAGGUCAGAACGUGAGAGUAAAGCCAAGUGAUGCCAAAGAAAAGUUAAAGGAUAUAGAAAAGAUAACUGGACAAGCGAACGAACUACUCAAAGAAAAGACUGGAUAUAUUGAAGCACAGAUGAAGCGCCUUAUAAAUGUCACGAAAAAAGUUGAAGCUGUCGAGAAAGACAGAGAAGCAGAGAAAGAAAAGGCGACUCAAAUCAUGGAUGAUCUGCAGCAAAUUAACAAACUCCAAAAAGCCGACAUUGAACGCCUUUCUCUUCAGAUUGAAGCCGCACAGAAUGACGGAAAAGAAGAGAUUGAAAAGUUGACAAAAACUAUUGACAACCUCCGAGCAACAAACAGACAACUGGAAGCAGAUGCUGCCCUCAUCCUCGACGAUUUUGCAGCCUUCCAGAACGAUCGGGAGGUGGAGAAAGAGGACGCGAAUAGAAUUAUCAGUGAACUGUACGGAAAGAAUGACCAGCUGCAGAAGGAGGUUGAUAACAAAAAGGCUUCGGUUGAAGAACACCGAAAAGCCAGAGAAGAGAUGGAAAUCUCAAUUCGCCUGUUGAAAGAGGAACUGAAUGGGCCAAAGAAAAAAACACGAGCCCAAACCGAAAAGAUAUCCCAACUUCUUCAGGAGAAGGAAGAGUUGAAGGGAAAUGUUGAAGAGAUGUCCAAAGAGAGAAAUAAAUUGAAUGGACAAUUAAUGGAAGCUCAGAUUAAUGAUCUGGUGAGACGCAAAAGAUACGAUGCUCUAGUUAGCGAGGUAGAGGGAUUCAAGAAUCAAGUAAUCAUACUUGAGAAUGACCUAACUACAGCUCUAGAAGAGAACAGGACAACACAGGAAGAGAAGCUUCGUCUCAACGAGGAGAAGGACAACCUUCAAAAACAAGUCGAGCUUCUGAAUCACGAAAAAGAUAAGUUAGAGAACAAACCCCAGAUCCAAAAUACCAUUUUGCUUCCAUCUAAAGAGGCAUCCCAUAGGAGCGUAGAGGGCAGCCAAAAGCCCAAAGAAGAGUCUCCUAGGAAACAGAAGGCAGAACGAAAACUUAUCACUUUUGACCUGGACUCCGAUAAACCCCAGAAGGAUGAUGCCAACUUACUUCCAUCUAAAGAGGAAUCCCCUGGGAGCGUAGAGGGCAGCCAAAAGGCCAAACAAGAGUCUCCUCCUAGGAAACAGAAGACACAGCACAAGCUUAUCACUUUUGACCUCGACUCCGAUGAACCCCAGAAGGAUGAUGCCAUCUUGCUUCCAUUUAAAGGGGCAUCCCAUAGGAGCGUGGAGGGCAGCCAAAAGCCCAAAAAAGAGUCUCCUCCUAGGAAACAGAAGACAGAGCGCAAGCUUAUCACUUUUGACCUCGACUCCGAUGAGCCCAAGAUUCAAAAUCCCAGCUAUUUUACAUCUAAAGAAGCAUCCACUAGGAUCGUGGAGAGCAGACAAAAGCCCAAAAAAGAGCCUCCUCCUAGGAAACAGAAAGCAGAGCGCACACUUAUCACUUAUGAUGUCGACUCUGAUGAGCGCCGGAUUCAAAAAACCAUCUUUCUUCCAUCUAAAGAGGCAUUUGACCUUCCAGGACAAAGGCAAGAGGGCGAUCACAUAUUAUUCAAUGGCGAAAAGGUUAAGUUCACUUGGCUUGCAGAAAUAAAACAAGCGCUGGUUGAACUGGACAUUCCAAGGAACUUCCACAGGGCCAUCAAUGGAACCCAUGGAAGGACGGUGGAAACGAUCAUGGCUGAGAGUGGUGUCACCCUCAUAGAGAUGCCAGAUAGAUUUGAGAAAUCAAAUCUCGUCACCAUCAGUGGAGGUAUCCAGCAGGUUCAACUAGCAGCUAGAAAAAUUGAAAAGCUGAUCAGUAAACUAUAUUAA